AACGAACUGACGAAAUUUUGAAGGACCGACUGGCAAUGUAUACUGGAGGUUUUUACUAUGAUUGCACCUUCAGCGUGGGCAAGAACGAAAAUAAAAAGCUGUUCAAGUGCCACAAAAUAAUUCUUGCCGAAGCUAGUGAUGCCAUUGCUAACAUUCUUUUCAAAAACUUUGCUGAAGGGCAAAACGGAAAAGAUGAUCCUAUUGUUAUUGACAAUAACCUCCUGCCUGAAACAUUUGACUUGGCCAUGAGACAUAUUUACGGCAAUGUUGUUGAGUUUACGACUACCACGCAGGCUUGCGAAAUGUACAAAUUCGCGCAUAAAUGGAUGUUAAAGUACUUGAAGGAAGAUGCUGUGAGUGCGUUGAGGAAAACCAAGGCGGACGAGAUUCUAUUGGUCUAUGAAAUGCACAAGAGUUUAGGGGACAAAGAGGAGCAAAAGUUCUAUCUACAGAGGAUCAUGUCGGAAACAAGUGAGGUCCUGAGCUCUCCCACCUGGAUCAAAGCAUCUCCGUCAACUGUGCUUGAAAUCUAUGAAAAACCAUCGCUCGCUGUGGUUUCCGAGAAGGAUCUCUUUGAACCUCUGAUCAAGUGGGGUACUGCUUAUUCGGAGGCUACCGGCUCAGAGUUGCGAUCCACGAUUGACGGCGCCUUAAAGCACAUUCGUUUCUUGACAAUGUUUUGCCCCGACUUUGCAGAACUAUGCGCCGAAAAGGCCAAUGUUUUCAGCGCUGAGGAAAAGUUCAAGAUCAUGUUGAGUCUUGAACUAGGAAAUUCCAAGUACAUGCCGCCCGGAUUCUCAACAAUUGAUCAAUGGCGUAUGAUUCAGAAUUACUUCCAAUUGCAAUUUGAUCGUAUUUCCCGCGUUAAAGUCACCGAGACAAUUGUAAACUGCAAGUCCCCAACGUCUGGCUUCGAAUUUUCAGUAAAAGGGAAAGGUAAAAUUUUCUUGACUCACGUCGAUUUGAUGUCUCUGCUCCACAAAAACAACCACGGAAAAGAAGUUGAAUUUAUUUGCCUUUUGAGCACUGAUAGCUUUGAUAAGAUUUUGAAUGUAUUUAAAUAUAAGGGCAUACUUAACGCAUACGAACCAGAUGUCAAAUUCGAGUCACCUGUACUUCUUCAGACAAACACUUGGUACAAAAUAACUGUUCAAUAUCUACAUAGAAAUGAUUUGACAACUAAACAGUUUAACUACAAAUCUAGUCCCCGUUCAUGGAAAUGGGAUUCGGCGGGCGCGGAAGUGCGUGUGAGGCUACCCUUAAGCCACGUCGACAUUGUCUGCAUUCAAUUGUUUCAUGCACCACCCUCUUACUGA
This is a messenger RNA of Cloeon dipterum, 1316 nucleotides long. RefSeq lists its product as uncharacterized. Bases 36 to 1316 code for a protein of 426 amino acids. The record is from RefSeq and is a predicted model, not a curated record. Gene Ontology annotation, molecular function: protein binding. Gene Ontology annotation, cellular component: cytosol. Gene Ontology annotation, biological process: neurogenesis. Lineage: Eukaryota; Metazoa; Arthropoda; Insecta; Ephemeroptera; Baetidae. The transcript is spliced from 4 exons.